UCACUAGGUAUUUAAAUCAGUUAAAAUUUAUUUCGAUAAUUUGUGUGUUAUUGUUAGUUACUAUGGUAUACACGCUUAGGCAAAGAAUUGAAAUGAUUUUUAUUUAUGGCGAGCAAGGAAGAUGCGCAAGAAGAACGGCAGAAGUUUUUAAUAAUAGAAAUCCUAAUUGUAAUGUAAGUCACAGAUACAUUUUGGACGUAGUAGCUAAAUUUAAUGAAACGGGUUCAGUUGGAAAUAAAAAAAGGGCAAGUCGGCGUGUUUUAAACGAAGAUGCUCAAGUAGAGAUUUUGGGAACAUUCGUUGCAGAACCCACCAAUUCUCUCCGUACAGUAGCACGUCUAACUGGAAUGUCACAUGAAACUGUACGACGAGCAUUACAGUUACAUAAAUAUCAUCCGUACAAGAUGCAAAUUUUACAGGAACUUCAUGAGGACGAUUUUGAUAGGAGAAUAGAGUUUUGCGAAAUUAUGUCCAACUUAAUAAACACUCGUGCAAUUGUGAAUUGUCGAUACUGGAGUGAGGACAAUCCCCACAUUUUCAGAGAGGGUGCUACACAGCGGCCACAAAAAAUUAAUGUUUGGGCCGGUAUUCUUGGAAAUGCUGUUAUAGGACCGUUGUUUAUUGAACAAAACUUAACUGGAGAGCUCUACUUACACCUACUUGAAGAUGUAAUUGAUCCUUUGAUAACAACUGAACUGGAAAAUCAAGUUGGUAACAUUUUGCAAGAAAACGAACUACACUUUCAGCAAGAUGGAGCUACGCCGCAUUAUUUUCGGCCAGUACGGGAGUGGUUGAAUAACAGAUUCCCUAACCAAUGGAUUGGUAGAAGGGGACCGAUAGAAUGUGGCCUGCUAGGUCACCAUUACUUAACGCCGUUAGAUUUUUUUUUAUGGGGGCACAUAAAAUCGGUUGUUUACAAAACUCAGCCUGAUGAUAUCGAAGAUUUAAAAAGAAGAAUUACAGAGGCAAGUAGGGCUAUUCCAGAAGAGGUAUUUCAGAAUGUUCGGGAAGAAUUUGAGAAUAGACUUUAUUUUUGUUUGGAGAACAAUGGAGAACACUUUGAACACCUCUUAAAGUAGAUGUGUUAAUAAAAUAAAUUUUAGGCGUGCUUUUGUAAAGACCAUAAUUGUAACGGCUAUGCAAAUGUUUAGUAAAAAUAAUAUUAACCUAAAUAACAUGUUUCAAUGUAAUAUUAACCUAAAUAACAUGUUUCAAUGCAAAUCAUAGCUUUAACGUAAUUAAAACACUUACAGGAAUAAUGUUUAAUAAUAAGUAAUUUAACAAUGUUUAAAUAA
Molecule: messenger RNA, 1295 nt
Organism: Anthonomus grandis grandis
Lineage: Eukaryota; Metazoa; Arthropoda; Insecta; Coleoptera; Curculionidae
Exons: 2
Coding region: 63-1079 (338 amino acids)
Molecular function (GO): nucleic acid binding
Source: RefSeq, a predicted model, not a curated record